Messenger RNA from Phlebotomus papatasi, 1996 nucleotides. Its product is annotated as porphobilinogen deaminase. Gene Ontology annotation, molecular function: hydroxymethylbilane synthase activity. The coding region runs from base 323 to 1873 and encodes 516 amino acids. The record is from RefSeq and is a predicted model, not a curated record. Gene Ontology annotation, biological process: heme biosynthetic process. Lineage: Eukaryota; Metazoa; Arthropoda; Insecta; Diptera; Psychodidae. The transcript is spliced from 3 exons. Gene Ontology annotation, cellular component: cytoplasm.
UGGGCGCGGUUUGCAUGCGAGUAUGUCAUGCAUGUUUGUUUUCCUCAUUUUUCCCCGUCAUCACACCAAAGCACAUUCUCUCGUGUAAUUAAGUAACCGAAAUUCUCUAAAUAGGAGGAUAAAUUCACGACAAAAUCAACGAAAUAUAGUUCAUUAUACUUUCACUUCACCCUACGAGUCAUAUUUCCAAACAUUGGCAUUCUUCAAGAGUGAAAGUUGAGCCUCUCUAAAAACUUCGACCAAAGUGAACAAUUACAGGGACUUAGAUAUUUAAUUAAUUACACAGAGUUUUUGGUAAUAGGGUCAAUACUUUCAAUAAAAAAUGGAUCGUAACAAUGAUAAAGUUAUACGUGUCGGUUCGAGAAAAAGUCAGUUGGCGCUAAUUCAGACCAAACAUGUAAUUGAACAGCUUCAGAGGCUCUUCCCGGAACGGAGAUUUGAAAUACAUACAAUGACAACAAUUGGUGAUCGGGUGCUCAACAUUUCCCUUCCCAAGAUCGGUGAGAAGAGUCUCUUCACCAAGGAUCUCGAGGAUGCAUUGCGAAGGGGAAAGAUAGAUUUUGUUGUGCACUCUCUCAAAGAUCUUCCCACAUCAUUGCCAGAGGGAAUGACUAUUGGGGCAGUUUUAGAGCGCGAGGAUCCGCGUGAUGUUCUUGUGCUCAAUCAAAAGUAUCAGGGAAAGACUCUCAAAAGUCUACCUGAAGGUUCCAUCAUUGGAACUUCUUCACUCCGUCGUGCUGCUCAACUUGCGAGAUUGUAUCCUAAUGUAGCAGUAUGUGACAUUCGGGGGAAUCUCAAUACUCGUCUGGCUAAGCUAGAUGCAGAUACAUCGAAAUUUGCGGGAAUUAUUUUGGCACAUGCUGGUCUUGUGCGAAUGGGCUGGGAAAGUAGAAUCAGUCAGGUACUGGAGAAUGAUGAUUUGAUGUAUGCUGUUGGUCAGGGUGCUCUUGCUGUGGAGUGUCGGUUGGAUGAUAAGGAAAUCCUGGAAAUGCUGGAGAAACUCUGCUGCAAAGCUACUCAAAGUCAAAUUCUGGCUGAGAGAAGUUUCUUGCGUACUUUGGGCGGAGGCUGUAGUGCUCCUGUAGCUGUUAGUUGUUCCCUCAAGUCUUCCCAUGAUCAAAAUGUUGGAAAAUUAACACUUCGUGGAGCAGUUUGGAGUCUUGAUGGUAAAACGGAGAUUCAGGAUGAAGUAUCAUGUGAAAUUCCAUUGAGGACAAUUGAUGAAGUGGAUGCAGUUCCGGCAAAAAAGGCAAAAACAAUAGAGAUUGAGAAAAGGAGAAAGAGUCCUGACAUUGUUGAUGAUUCCAAAGCAACUUUAGGAAAUGAUUCUCAGAACUUCGAUAUUGAAGCUAUAAUAAAUAUUCACGGAGAUGCUUUUAAAAAGUGUCCUUACUCCAUGGAACAUCAAAAGCAGCCAAACAAUCACGAAGGAUGUCCAAUUAAUAUUCCUAUUGGGCAGGAUGUAAUGGGUGACUGUCCGUAUUUUGAUAUAUCGCAAAAAGUGGAUUUAGCUGAAAAAUUCGGACCAGAACAAGUGCCUCCGGCAGAGGGAUCCUCAAAAUGUCCAUUUUCAGGCACAAAAGUUAACGUAGAAAAGGCUCCUGUGGACAAAUGUCCUUUCCUAGCACAACAAAUCAAACUUAUCGAUUGCGAUGCACAAAGUGAACAUGCUCUUGAGGACAAGGAGGUCAUUUUGUCAAAUUCCAAGACUUCAGUUCCAUUGUUCUGUGGGUUGUUUUGUCAUCAAUCAAUCAAUGAAGAUGUGCUGAGAAAAUCUGAAAAUCUAGGGAAUCAACUGGCAAAUAUUUUAAUGGCCAAUGGUGCUCAAGAGGUCAUGAGAAAGGCUCAAAAUGAAAUUCACGAAAAAGCCUAAUACAAUCAAUUUUAUAUUUUAGUCUAGAAAUAGAAAUUCAUUCAUGGAAUGUUUGGUAAAAUGAAAAUGUUACGAAUUGAUGGUAUUUGUUUUUUUUUGGUAAAUAAAACCUUGAAAAAAUCU